Messenger RNA from Xiphophorus couchianus (Monterrey platyfish), 951 nucleotides. Its product is annotated as olfactory receptor 52K1-like. Gene Ontology annotation, biological process: G protein-coupled receptor signaling pathway. Gene Ontology annotation, cellular component: plasma membrane. The record is from RefSeq and is a predicted model, not a curated record. Bases 1 to 951 code for a protein of 316 amino acids. NCBI's taxonomy places the organism in Eukaryota, Metazoa, Chordata, Actinopteri, Cyprinodontiformes, Poeciliidae. The transcript has a single exon. Gene Ontology annotation, molecular function: olfactory receptor activity; G protein-coupled receptor activity.
AUGCAGAACGUCUCUUCACAGCAGCACUUUAUCCUGAACGGUUUUGCAGAACUGGGCGACCUGAGGCCGGUCCUCUUCGUCCCGUUCCUCCUCAUGUUCAUCGUGGCUCUGCUGGCCAACUCCCUGCUGGUUUAUGUUGUCGUUUCUCAGAGGAGCCUUCAUCAGCCAAUGAGCAUCCUCAUCGCCGGCAUGGCUUGUGUUGACCUCUGCCUCCCGGUGUUCUUUGUUCCCAACAUGUUGCUCAGCUUCCUGUUUGACUGGAAGGGAAUCUCUCUGAUUGGCUGCCUGGUUCAGAUGCACUUCAUUCACUUCUUUGGAACGUUUCAGUCCACCUUGCUGGUGUGGAUGGCUCUGGAUCGAUACUUUGCCAUUUGUACGCCACUCCACUACCAUGAACUGAUGGCGCUGCAGAGAUUCCUGAAGUUUAUCGUCCCGCUGGUUGUCAGAAACAUGCUGCUCAUCUCUCUGUUUGUGAGUUUGGCAGGAAAGCUGUCGUUCUGCAGGAAUGUGAUGAACCACUGUUUCUGUGAGCACAUGGCCUUGGUGGAGCUGGCCUGUGGAUCCACCGCCAUCAACAACCUUGUAGGUCUGAUUACUGUCUUCCUCAUCCCUGUCUCUGACUUCUUAUUUAUCGCUGCAUCUUACAUUCUGAUAAUCAGCACCAUGUUGAGGUCCAGCAGCACCAGCGUCAAAGCAUUACACACCUGCAUCACUCACGCAAUGGUGAUCACGGUUAGCUUAGCCUUGGCUCUCAUUGCUUUACUUUCAUAUCGGAUUAAGAAUGAACUUCCUGCAGCCGUCCGAGUUUUCUUCAGCACCAUGUACCUGUUGUUCCCGAGCUGCUUCAACCCGAUCAUCUACGGCGUCAGAACCACUGAGAUCAGGCAGCACAUUCUGAACACACUGACGCACUGGAAACGAUUCGUCCAGACUGGACCUUGGUGUUCCUAA